Belonocnema kinseyi is the source of this 846-nucleotide messenger RNA. RefSeq names its product speckle-type POZ protein B-like. NCBI's taxonomy places the organism in Eukaryota, Metazoa, Arthropoda, Insecta, Hymenoptera, Cynipidae. The coding region runs from base 1 to 846 and encodes 281 amino acids. The record is from RefSeq and is a predicted model, not a curated record. The transcript has a single exon. Gene Ontology annotation, molecular function: ubiquitin protein ligase binding. Gene Ontology annotation, cellular component: cytoplasm. Gene Ontology annotation, biological process: regulation of proteolysis; proteasome-mediated ubiquitin-dependent protein catabolic process.
AUGGAUCCAUAUGACCAUAAAUUUAUGUUAAGAGUCGUUGAUUCUGAUGAGACUGCUCUAAAUUUUGAAAUUACUCUUUCCGUAUUCGAUAAAAAUAUGGAAAGAUUGGAAUUUGGAACAACGCCAAUACAAAAUAAUGUCAGCAGGGAUUGCGAAUGUUGUCUCCUUAGAUGUUUUUUCGAUGACUUUUCAAGAUUGGACCCACCUACAAGAAAUGAUAUUGUUACUUUCAUUUGCAGUGUUGAAAAUCUUGAACCGUUAGACUUAACUUGUCCGUGCAUCAACCAAACAAUACUAAAACCAGCAGAUUCUAUCUAUCAGCUUUUCAUAGACGACGAGUCCUUGAGUGAUGUACGAUUGAUUGCGGGAGAAAAGAAAUAUAAUGCUCACAGGGUAAUUUUGGCGGCGAAUAGUCCUGUUUUUCAGAGGAUCUUUUCGCAUCAGAUGCAAGAGACUCUCAAGAAGGAGGUUCAGAUUAAGGAAAUCGAGCAAGACGUUUUGGAAGAGUUCCUGAAGUACAUUUAUGUCCGAAAAAUUGAUAAAUUAGAAGAACUAGCAGCUGAAUUGCUCAUCGCAGCAAAUAGGUACGAAAUGGAAGAGUUGAAAUCGAUUUGUGAACGCGAAUUGGUGAAAAAAUUGACCUUGGAAAAUGUAUUGACUUAUUUGAUGAUGGCUGAUUCUGACAAUGGGUUUAAUUUGAAAGAACAAUGCUUUUCCAUUACCAUUAAACAUUUUAAUGAAGUCGGCGAAUCGGGUGGUUUUAAAGAAUUAGGGAAAACAUAUGCUAAUGUUUUUCAGGAACUUUACCAGGAAAUGUCUUCGAAAUGUAACGUUACAAUGAAGUAA